This is a messenger RNA of Gossypium arboreum, 604 nucleotides long. Its product is annotated as transcription factor GTE8-like. The coding region runs from base 215 to 604 and encodes 129 amino acids. Lineage: Eukaryota; Viridiplantae; Streptophyta; Magnoliopsida; Malvales; Malvaceae. The transcript is spliced from 2 exons. The record is from RefSeq and is a predicted model, not a curated record.
UAUCAUAAUUUCAGAAAAUUUUAGAUCAAAUUGCAAACUAAGCCCUCUACGUUUUCUUUUUGAACACUUUAAUUCCAUUUUCUUUCAUCUCCUUUCUUUCUUCUUCUCCCUAGCCAAAAGAACUAAAUUGCUCACCUUCUGUGAAAAGAAUAGUAACGUUUUUACCUUUGGAAAAGAUAAACAGAAAAAAAAAAAAAGAACCCCAAAAGACACUAUGAGCAAGGCAGAAGAAGAGCCCAUUAGAGAGAUCAUGACCGACGAGGAGAUGAAUAAUUUGGCCACAGAAUUAGUCUCUUUGUUGGAAGAAUUGCCUGAAAACAUUUCUAACUAUCUUAAAGAACACUGUUCUUCUGGCGGUGGUCAAAUGGAUGGGGAACCGAUUGACAUUAAUGUGGAUGCUCUAAGUAAUGAAUCAUUAUACAAAUUGCGUAAACUUUUGGAUGAUUAUUUGCUGGAGAAGCAGGCAAAGCAAACAAAAGCUGAAUCCAGAGAAAAGGAGCUUCUUGAUGAGUCAGGGUUUAGCAAUUUAUCAAUCCAGUCAAGUAAAGGUAAUUUUACUGACAAAAUCAUGACGAAAACUGAUAUUUCUUCUUUUUCUUGCUAG